Messenger RNA from Mesorhabditis belari, 264 nucleotides. The record is from the annotation of a GenBank genome assembly. Lineage: Eukaryota; Metazoa; Nematoda; Chromadorea; Rhabditida; Rhabditidae.
AUGCCAAGCGAAGAAGAUCAGCCAAAAGCUGGUGAUUUACGACGGGAUCGAACGAGUCGAACCUCGAGCCAAUCUGGAGACUCGCUACCGUCUCUCGCUUCUCCAAGUCCGACAAUCGAGAAUCUUCCAGGAGCGUCUGAUUCACCAACUCAAGAAGAGCUACCAUCAAAUUUCCGAAAAAAGGAGCGCAAAAUUCACAAAGACUCCGUUUGUGCAUUCGUCUUUCGAAAAGAUCAUCCAAAAAAGCCUUUUCCUCAACUUGUU